This is a messenger RNA of Polychytrium aggregatum, 1614 nucleotides long. RefSeq names its product putative diphthamide synthesis protein-domain-containing protein. The transcript has 8 exons. Lineage: Eukaryota; Fungi; Chytridiomycota; Chytridiomycetes; Polychytriales. Gene Ontology annotation, molecular function: 2-(3-amino-3-carboxypropyl)histidine synthase activity. Bases 208 to 1476 code for a protein of 422 amino acids. The record is from RefSeq and is a predicted model, not a curated record. Gene Ontology annotation, biological process: protein histidyl modification to diphthamide.
AUUCGCCCCACUCGAUCUGCUGGGCAACGCCUUCCUGUGUGCCGGCUCUCGGACCCAGUCUCGGACCCAGUCUUUGAUCCCCUCGAUCCUGCCCCACGGCUGCUCAACCAGCACCGACUUUGCCGAUCACCGAAGAGACGGUGUGUCGUCGUUCUGCCAAUAUUCCUUUCGUCCAAAGCCCUCCUUGUCAAGCAUCUCCAGUGCCAAAUGGCCGAAUCGCCCAAUCCUGCUCCGUCCAGGGCCGAGCUGGCCCGCAAGCGCUUUGUCGGCUCGGCUCGGAGUCAGACCGCCUCCACUCCCGAUACAACGGCCGUCACGGUGUCAGCCUCGGCGGGAUCUAAGAUCGUCCGGCCGAUCAACCAGAUUCCAGAGAGUAUCCUCAAUGACGCCCAACUGAAUGAGGCGAUUGCCCAGCUUCCCAGGAACUACAACUUUGAGAUCCACAAAACCAUCUGGAACAUCCAGCGGCAGCAAGCAAAGAAAGUCGCGCUCCAGUUCCCCGAAGGCUUGCAGAUGUUUGCCUGUGUGAUCUCGGAUAUUAUCGAAAGAUUCGCCGGGGUCGAGACGCUGAUCAUGGGUGAUGUCACAUACGGCGCCUGCUGCGUCGAUGACUUUACAGCCCUGGCGCUCGGCUGCGACUACAUGGUCCACUACGGCCACAGCUGUCUCGUUCCGGUGGAUGUGACCACGAUCAAGACCAUGUAUGUCUUUGUCGACAUUGGUAUUGAUGUGCACCAUUUUGUCGAGACGGUCAAGUACAAUAUCGAGAAGGGCAAGAGGCUGGUGAUUGUGGCGACGAUCCAGUUUGUGACCUCGUUGCAGGGUGCCAAAGCCGAGCUCGAGCACGACUACACCGUGGCGAUUCCACAGUCCAAGCCUCUGUCUCCAGGCGAAAUUCUCGGAUGCACAGCUCCGAAGCUGACCGGUCAUGACUGCAUCAUAUAUCUGGGUGACGGUCGCUUUCAUCUCGAAGCCAUCAUGAUCGCCAAUCCCGAGUUGCCCGCGUACCGCUACGACCCGUAUUCCAAGGUCUUUACGCGUGAACGGUAUAACCAUGACGAGAUGCGGUCAGCGCGCCAGCAUGCCAUCGAACAGGCGAGGGGGGGCAAGAAGUUUGGCUUAAUACUUGGAACGCUGGGCCGCCAAGGGAGCCCCAAGGUGCUUGAGCACCUCGAGUCACAGUUGGUUUCGCGCCGCAUCCCAUACGUCACUGUGCUGCUGUCGGAGAUCUUCCCGUCCAAGCUGGCCCAGUUCCCAAACGUCGACGUCUGGAUCCAGGUCGCUUGUCCUCGACUCUCGAUUGAUUGGGGAUACGCCUUUCCCAAGCCCCUGCUGACCCCGUACGAGGCAGCGGUGCUGAUGGGCUCGGCAGAGUGGCAGUCGGUAUAUCCAAUGGACUUUUACGCUCGGGAUUCGCUGGGUCCGUGGACGCCCAACCACGCACCACCCAAGGAGCGCCGACAAAAGGCUCAAUAGCCUGGCAUGGGCCAACACGCGCCACCUUUCUCCGGGCGGCUCGCCAUGGAGGAGAGGAUCGCAUCCCCGCGCACUACCCAGAUGCAAAAGACGACAUUGCUGGAGAAUAAAAGCCGCCGCCGAUGCAGCAUCAAGGCA